AUGGCCGAUGUAGCGAAAGCUCUUUCGGAGCAGACGCGCUCCCUAUUCGGUAGCGACUAUGGUCAAGCAAGCGCCGAUCCAGGUCUGAUCGCGCUCUCCUACAAGCGCAAAGCCGAAUACGAUGCCGUCAAAGAACUUCCUCGGGCCUUAGCAGAAAAGCAAGCGCAAGCAGCGACGUCGCGAGGCCCCAAGAGACCCAAAGUCCAGAAUGGAAGGAGCACAGCGCUGGUCAGGAUCAAUAACGACAAACCACGGACGAACGGCACAAGUGCAGGAGGAAGCACAACUACCACAUCGACCAGUCUAGUCCGACGACCAAAUAUGCUACAAGCGCGACCAGAAUGGCACGCUCCUUGGAAGUUAAUGCGUGUAAUCUCAGGACACCUUGGCUGGGUACGAUGUCUGGCAGUCGAUCCAGACAACCAAUACUUUGUUUCGGGUGCAGGCGAUCGGACGAUUAAGAUCUGGGAUCUAGCAACAGGAAACUUACGCCUCACACUUACUGGGCACAUUUCUACAGUCCGAGGCCUAGCCAUAUCUCCACGACACCCAUACCUAUUCUCCUGCGGCGAGGACAAGAAAGUAAAAUGCUGGGAUUUGGAAGCCAACAAAGUAAUAAGAGACUACCAUGGCCACUUAUCAGGCGUGUAUACAUUAAGCCUGCAUCCUACCUUAGACGUGCUUGUCACCGGUGGUCGAGACGGCGUUGCUCGCGUGUGGGAUAUGCGUACCCGUGCGAACAUUCACGUUCUCAGCGGACACAAGCAGACGGUCACUGACGUAAAAUGCCAGGAAGCCGAUCCACAGGUCAUAACAUCCAGUCUGGACAAGACAGUACGUCUGUGGGAUCUUGCAGCAGGAAAGACUAUGGGUGUACUGACACAUCACAAGAAGGGUGUGCGAGCACUUGCGCUUCAUCCCAAUGAAUUCACGUUCGCUUCUGCAUCAACACAGACCAUCAAGCAGUGGAAGUGUCCUGAAGGAGCACUCAUGCAGAAUUUCGAUGGACAUAAUAGUGUCAUUAAUACGCUUGCGGUAAACGAAGACAAUGUGCUGUUCUCAGGUGGCGAUGACGGAACAAUGUGUUUCUGGGACUGGAAGACUGGACACAAGUUCCAGAGUAAUGAUUCAAUCGCUCAGCCAGGCAGUCUGGAUGCUGAAGCCGGCAUUAUGAGCAGUACUUUUGAUCGAACUGGGUUGAGACUGAUUACUGGUGAGGCAGAUAAAACAAUCAAGAUCUGGCGGCCAGAUCCACAAGCUACCCCGGAGACUCACCCCUUGGACUGGCAGCCAACUUUGAGUCGUGUGAAGUACUGA
Lithohypha guttulata is the source of this 1317-nucleotide messenger RNA. RefSeq names its product pre-mRNA-splicing factor prp46 (gene PRP46). NCBI's taxonomy places the organism in Eukaryota, Fungi, Ascomycota, Eurotiomycetes, Chaetothyriales, Trichomeriaceae. Gene Ontology annotation, biological process: mRNA splicing, via spliceosome. The record is from RefSeq and is a predicted model, not a curated record. Gene Ontology annotation, molecular function: protein binding. The transcript has a single exon. Bases 1 to 1317 code for a protein of 438 amino acids. Gene Ontology annotation, cellular component: precatalytic spliceosome; Prp19 complex; catalytic step 2 spliceosome.